Molecule: messenger RNA, 777 nt
Organism: Penicillium canariense
Lineage: Eukaryota; Fungi; Ascomycota; Eurotiomycetes; Eurotiales; Aspergillaceae
Exons: 3
Coding region: 1-777 (258 amino acids)
Biological process (GO): vacuolar proton-transporting V-type ATPase complex assembly
Cellular component (GO): Vma12-Vma22 assembly complex; extrinsic component of endoplasmic reticulum membrane
Source: RefSeq, a predicted model, not a curated record
AUGUCCCAGGUUCCCACGCCGCCACCGUCGCGUCCAGGCUCGGAAGCCCCCGAGCCCGUGUCGAAGCCCGCGGGGGCGUCAUCGGAGCUGCAACUGUCGUUGGACGCCCUGCUUGAGCAGUACUUGCACCUGCUGGACCGGCAACAAAAAUUGCAGUCGGGGCUGGCGAAGCAGUUGUCUUCGGGGUUCCUUUCCCUGGCCCAUGCAAACUACACCUGUCCGCCCGGCCGGCGAUAUGGUGCGGACUACUACGAUGAGCGGAUGAAGGCGACGCGGAAUAUAUCUAUUCACGCUGAAUCCGAGGUGGACGACUCCGCACAUCAAACAGAGUUGACAGAUGGAGCAGAUGGGUCUCGCCCGGAUGGUUUUUACUACAAUUUUCGCCUGGAGACUGUCGCCAACCGUCCGGCAGAAGAGAAUACCGAGAAGACGGACGACCAAGUCGACAAUGACCCGGCAUCUAGGGAAGCUACAAACACGGAAUCACCACGCGAAACAGACACUUCCUCUUCUCAAGAUUCCAGCGCGGAUACAGCAGCACCAAAGGAGACCAAGAUUGUCCGCAAGAAGUUCCGCUCCGACGAUCCCAUCUACUGGUACGGCAUCCUGGUGCCGCCCUCGCUGCGCACCGCCCAGAAGUCCUUUACGGACGCUGUCCUGAGCCACGUACCCGAACUGGCGGGCGCCAUUGUGGAAAUGCGGGCAUUGGAACAGAAGAUCGCACAAGUACGGAGCGAGCUCAGCGGUAACUCUUCCGAGAAGGCCGGUUCUCAGUGA